Molecule: messenger RNA, 5740 nt
Organism: Rhincodon typus (whale shark)
Lineage: Eukaryota; Metazoa; Chordata; Chondrichthyes; Orectolobiformes; Rhincodontidae
Product: membrane-associated phosphatidylinositol transfer protein 2-like
Exons: 9
Coding region: 313-1740 (475 amino acids)
Biological process (GO): phospholipid transport
Cellular component (GO): cytoplasm
Molecular function (GO): phosphatidylinositol binding; phosphatidylcholine intramembrane carrier activity; phosphatidylcholine binding
Source: RefSeq, a predicted model, not a curated record
CCGACGCUUCACCGGAUGCACACUUACGAUGUUACCUAGCAACCAAACCCACCAGCUCGGCAAGCAAGUCUACACUCAGAAUCCAUUCUGUCAUAAGCCAAACAAACCUUAAAUGUUAUUACAAACAGAAACCAAUGUCUUUGCUAAAAGUUUGUGUUUUGUGUAAUUUGAAUUUUGUUUUGCUUUCAUUUCUCAGAGCAAAAUUAUCACCUAAACAAUUGCAAAAAGUUGGCUUUCUUGUUCAAACUUAUCCCAUACAACAAAGCCCUUGCAAAAUACACUUUCUCUCAGGACUAUAAUCAGUCUGAACCCAUGCUGUCACAGAAUCAGAAUGAGCAAAAGCUGAAACAGAAUUGUGUGAAUUCUGCUGCAAAACAGAGUCCAACACAAGAGAGAGUCUCAGAGGUGGACAUCCAGACAGUUGCAGCAAGGUGGUGGGGAGCAAAGAGGAUUGACUAUGCUCUGUACUGCCCAGAUGCUCUAACAGCUUUCCCAACUGUAGCCUUACCUCAUCUAUUUCAUGCAAGUUAUUGGGAGUCAACAGACGUUGUUUCAUUCCUAUUGCGACAGGUAAUGAGACAUGAAAAUGCAAGUGUUCUGGAACUGGAUGGGAAAGAGGUUUCUGUAUUUAGUCCUUCAAAACCACGUGAAAAGUGGCUUCGCAAGAGGACGCAAGUUAAAAUACGGAAUGUUACAGCGAAUCACCGUGUGAGUGAUGUUAUUGUUACUGAAGAUGGUCCUCAGACACUGACUGGGAGGUUUAUGUACGGGCCCCUAGACAUGGUUACAUUAACUGGUGAAAAGGUGGACAUUCAUAUUAUGACUCAGCCUCCUGCAGGAGAGUGGGUUUAUUUUGAUACUGAUAUUACAAACAGCAGUGGCAGGAUUUCCUACGUCAUCCCAAAGGACAAAAGACUGGGAAUUGGCGUCUAUCCAGUAAAAAUGGUGAUUAGAGGAGAUCAUACAUCUGGAGAUAGCUAUAUAACUGUUCUGCCAAAAGGAACAGAGUGCGUGGUGUUUAGUAUUGAUGGAUCAUUUGCAGCCAGUGUCUCCAUUAUGGGCAGUGAUCCCAAGGUCAGAGCUGGAGCAGUCGAUGUUGUAAGACACUGGCAGGAUCUUGGCUACUUCAUUAUAUAUGUAACAGGCCGUCCCGAUAUGCAGAAGCAAAGAGUGGUGGCUUGGCUGGCUCAGCAUAACUUCCCCCAUGGAAUCGUCUCCUUUUGUGAUGGACUUGUCCACGACCCCCUCAGGCACAAAGCCAAUUUCCUUCGCAGCCUCGUGCAAGAAGUGUCCAUGAAGAUUCAUGCAGCGUACGGAUCCACAAAAGAUAUUUCGGUUUACAGUUCUCUCGGCUUAUCACCAUCACAGAUCUACAUUGUAGGCCGCUCGUCUAAAAAGUACCAGCAGCAAUGUCAGUUUUUAUCAGAUGGGUAUGCAGCACAUCUAUCCCAGCUGGAGUAUAGCCAUCGAUCCAGUCCUCCUAAAAGUAAUUCCAGAAUGGUACUGCGCAAGGGCAGCUUCGGGCUAUCUGGGCAGACAGACUUCCUGAGGAAACGGAACCAUCUGCUGCGCACUAUCUCCAGCCACCAAACGGCAUCCACAGCCCCAAAGCCUGAGCGGACACAUAGCCAGUCUGACAAUGAGCGAGAUCGAGAUAAGGAGCGUAGUCAAAGGAGCAUGAGCAUCACUGCAGGAUGCUGGGGUCGCACAGGCAUGUCAAAACUGGAAUCUGGUGUUUAACAGAAGGUGCAAGACUCUGGGAAGAGGUGGCAAGUUGGCUUCAGGGAAAUGGGUCAACAUAACAAAUGAAAUAUCUGCUGCUGGCAUAAGCAUUGAAGCAAGCACUGCGGGUAAAAUGGGUACCAUGGUGCUAAUGAAAAGAUACUGAAGAUGUAAAUUCAUUGUAUUUGGUGUGAACUGCAGGCCUUAACAAUGCAGUGUUGCAUUUGUGGAACACUAGCUGAAAAGUUAACCUUCUUAGUCAUAGAGACAUAAUUCAAACUUUUAGACCCUGCUUAAUUCUGCAUCUUUUCUAUUCAGGGUGCGGCAAUGACUACUGUAAAUAUCCACGCCUCCUAUCCACAAUAACUUCUGAUAAGUUUAAUUCACUAGGUUUCUGUUGCUGACCUGACAUUUUCCAUAUGUUUUCUUGAAAUUCAGCAGGAACAUCAUGUAAGAUUAGCUGUGAUUUUUAAUGCAGUUUAACUUUAUUAGCUUGAUACUGUAAAACCUCAGUUUUUGCACUGAUUAAUGUUAGAUUGGAAUUCUGUUACUAUUUUGUGUCAUUGCAUCAUCCCUCUUAGUGCAUGAUAGGAACUUCACAUUAAUAUCAGAAUAAUCUUCUUGUGUGUAGGUUGUAAACUUGUGAGGAUUCAAUCCAAGGCAUCUUGCCAAAUUGCAGAUUAGAAUCAUCCACAUGGAAACGUUGGCAGUGUUUAAGAAAAACUUGGUUUGUUGAAUGACAAUAAGAAAUUUAAUAGCAUCCAGAGGAGCAGAAUCCAUUUCUGCAGUGACGAAAGAUUAAUUGUAAAUUAGAUCUUUUGCCAAACGUUCGAUAAAUACAAUUGAAGUUGGUGCUUCUGUGAUGAUCUGUUUCAGUGAUUUAGUUUAAAAGUCUGUUGACAGUUGAAUUUGCAUUGCUGCUACGCAGAGGAGAUGAGAAUCUAAUUCAAGCACAGACUGUAAUUCCCACUUGAAGCAGGAGGAAGAAUGCAGCACGUGAUUAAAAUGUGUGAUGAAAAUUCUAGUGUUGGUCUUUAGGGUUUAAAUGAUGGUCAUUUGUCAAGUGUGCACUGACCCAGAGGGUCGAGAACAAGUAGGUGUUGUAAUUUUGUAAUUACAGUGCCAGAUGGCGAUAGGUUAAAGAAAGUAUGAACAGAAGAUGUGAACAAAGAUGCUAAGUUGACAGUUCUUUUAGCUUCCAUCUGUUUUAUAGACAGAUUAAUUUUCUGUUCAUUAAGUAAGACUUUUUUUGCAUAUUCACAUUGUUAGAUUAUCUUACAAGUGCAUGACAAAUACCUUGGUUUUAUUCGAGCUGACUCAAGAAAACUACUGUUAAGUACCGGUGAUUCUCACAUGUAUAUAAAAUAUACAUCAGAAACAAAUGAGUUCUGCGUUGCUACAGAUUUUUAAUACAGUUGGUGUAAGUCAUUUGUUGAGAUCACGUUUUUAAAUAUAGGUCAACCCAUGUGCUUCCGAUAACAAAAGCUUGAGUGGUUAGGGUUGAUAGUUUAUUUUCAGUUGUCACAUUUUGGUGUGUGCAUUGUUUGUGUUGGGGUGAGGCUUGAGGGCAGAACUGAAAGUCUUUAACUAGUCUCCAGUCUUUGAAAAUACCUGACUCUUGAUUUUACUUUAAAGGAGGAGAAAGAGCUAACCUCAACAUUCCUCACAACAACACUACAGGUAAUCAGAGCAAUUCACAAAGCCAGUUCACUGAGUAGCUUCCUGAUAAUUUGUCAGGAAUAUAAAUUAUCCCUCUCUCAUCAUCGGUAUCUGCAGUUCUCACCAUCUGCAGGCCCGCCUCUACCCAGUACUACUUUUAAAAACAUUCUCCAGGAGGCAACUGAGUGAGUUUGAUGGAACUCUUCUUCCUAAACUCUAUAAUGUGUUGGGGAGGGGAGGGACCUAAUUAUGUUCAGGAUUCACUUGCACCUUUCUGUACUGCAACACUAUGUUCUUCCAAAUUGCUAUAACUGCACGUAUUUUCACCUAAAUUAAGAACUGUUCCAGAUGGGUGAAUAAGUAAUAUUUUCCUGUUAUUGAAAUGUUUGUCCAUUUAUUUAGUAUUGGAUGCUGUUACAUACAACCAUCCAGGUCGAUCUAGUUAAUCAUUAAAAGGCAAUCAGAAUGGAGAUGAUUUUUGGCAAAUCCCAAAACUCAGCACACAAGAAAGGUAAACCAUAUAACAGAUGCACCACAUAGAGGGAUGUUGGAAAUGUUCUGUAAUAAUAUGUGUGUAGAUAAUGUAAAGCAAGAUAUGUAAAUGUAGGUCUAAAUAAGGCAAGAGGUAUUUAUUUGUGUAGAUAAAUUGCAGGAGUUGACAAAUGCUUCAUAUUUUAUUAAUAUUUGAAACUUUGAAUUUUGUUUUGAACAUUAUAUAUGAAAAAUUAUUUUAUGGACCAAGAAGAAUUUUACUGCCAUUGCACAAGUGCAAUAUACAACCACUAUUCGUAAUUGGUAAUCAUGGCAUUGACAAUCAAUGUAAUGGGUGGAUUGGAAUAAGUGUGACCUUUUGGUGACUCCCAGCUAAAACAUCCAUUCUCUUCCCUCCUUUGAGAGAUAUGGAACUUGGUACCUUGAGUUUCAGAAUAUGGACCUGAUUUUUAUACUGGAAUAGAAUUUACAAUGCUAGUGUGGCAACCAAAGCUGCCAAGAUGUGCCCUACUGAAUAAACCCUGAACUGCAUGCAUUUCACAUUGGGUAAUACCUUCCUUUGCUUCCAAUUACAAACAAAACCGUUUUGUAAUUGGUUACUUUCCCUGAAUAAUUUGAGAUGUUGAUAUUUUCAUUCUGAAUCUGUUAGACCCUUGUUUUGAAGCUGCAGAAUUCCAUUGGUCCCAGAGCUGAGGCAAAUACCAAAUAUUGUUUGUGUUUAUAUUUCAAUCUGAAGCAGAGAAAUAUCUGAGGCCCUGAUCAGAAUUUACUUAAAUUUCCUCGCAUCCCUUCUCUACAAGGCAGGCACUGAUCUCAUGGUGUCACCAUGAUUUGUACGAUGCUUCGGAAGUCUGCUCUGAAUCUCCAUUAACUGUUGGAGGUGGUGGAUGUGCCUUGCUAAGAACCCAUCAGAGAUGUAUAUCCAGAUCUCCACCAUCAAACAUACGAGAUUCAAGAGGCAAUUAAUUUCUCGGCACUCCUACAUAAUGCAGUUACCAAUUUGUAAUUCUGGUUAUUGACACAAAUUAUAGCACAUAUCUCAGAAAAUCUUGUGGAAAAAUAUAAUUCCAGAUUACGAAGCCUAUUUAUUACAUUGAUAUUUUGAUUUCAGGCCGUGUAAAGUUGUAGUUGACACAGAGGGUUAAUCACAGGUUCACACGCUUGCUUUAAAAAUGCAGUUAGCUAUUCAGUGUUGACUGAUUUACUUACAGUAAACUUAGAUACAGCAUUGCUAGAGAAAUAAGUCCUCUGGCCAAAGCUCAGAAGUAAUCUCAUGCAGUCCUGAGCAAUGCAUAGUAGACAAACACAAUGGUACACGUUUCUAGUGCACUGUACAACUCACCAAAGGGUCACUAAUAAAUCCAGCUACACCCUUCACAAGCGUGUGAACACUUGGUCAUCUUGCUGUUGAAAGGUAAGACAACUUGCUGCAUUUAAGCAUUAGCUGCUGAAGCCUCACAGCCACUGUUCUGUGCAAAAUCCAUGGAUAUAUUGAUAACUUUGACAAUAAUUUUUUAUUCAGAAGUGUUUGUUAUAUUUUAUUUAUAGAAAUGUUACAUAUAAACGCAAGUUAAAUAUCACAACUGAAAACUGUGUACAAUUUGUUCAACUUGUUAAAUAGCUGAACACCCUAAAUUAAUUAAAGACUAUAUUAGAUUUAAGCUGCUGCCAUGGGUCUCCAUUCCUUAGAUAUUGGUUCAUCGUCUGUAGAGAGAGAGACCUUUUACAAUCUGUUCACUUGUAUGUAAACACUCCACACUUGCACAAAUUUCUACUUCUGGUUGCUGUCAUGCAUUGUUAUGCCUGGGUGUGCUUUUGUGGAUAAUUGUAUGUUAUAUGGAUUAAAUGAAAUUGGGACAGCGUUAAA